Molecule: messenger RNA, 432 nt
Organism: Colletotrichum spaethianum
Lineage: Eukaryota; Fungi; Ascomycota; Sordariomycetes; Glomerellales; Glomerellaceae
Exons: 1
Coding region: 1-432 (143 amino acids)
Source: RefSeq, a predicted model, not a curated record
AUGACCUGCUCGCCCCGCUCGUCCGCUCCCUCAGCCUCCAUAGUCGUUGCUUGCGUCGAGGCCGACAAGCAGCGUCCCAGGAUGCGUCGCCUCGCUGCAAGUCGUGGCUGGCACCGUGAAGCAGCCUACACUGUUGGUGGCGGCGGCGAGGAAGAUGAGGACAACAACAAAAAGGGUGCCGCCGGGGUCUCGUCGAGCACUGAUACUGUCGUCGUCCAUGUUGCCCGCACCCUUUUUACUACCGACAUGGCUGCCGAGGCUUCAGCCCUCCGCGCCGAGUCGGCCGAACGCCUCGCCGAGAGCCAAUCCGCGGUCGCGGCCGUGAAGUCCACCGCAACGACGCGACCCCUCGCGUCCCGCGAGCUCGACGCGGCCGCCGCCGCGCGAUCCCGAGCAGCCUCGACCACCACCAUGACAACCCCCGCCGACUGA